Cyphellophora attinorum is the source of this 2616-nucleotide messenger RNA. RefSeq lists its product as uncharacterized. NCBI's taxonomy places the organism in Eukaryota, Fungi, Ascomycota, Eurotiomycetes, Chaetothyriales, Cyphellophoraceae. Gene Ontology annotation, molecular function: zinc ion binding; transcription cis-regulatory region binding; DNA-binding transcription factor activity, RNA polymerase II-specific. The transcript is spliced from 3 exons. Gene Ontology annotation, cellular component: nucleus. Bases 1 to 2616 code for a protein of 871 amino acids. The record is from RefSeq and is a predicted model, not a curated record. Gene Ontology annotation, biological process: positive regulation of transcription by RNA polymerase II.
AUGGAGAUCCAAAUUCCUUCCCCAUCGGUCUUCCUCAAGAAAUCGCCUGUUAUCAGACCCCAGCCAGAUCCCCCACCUGUGAAGAAGCCUGCCAAAGCCCGUGCCGCCGACAAGCCAAAGCCUUCGAAGGCAGCCGUCGCACAGAAUACCGCUCAAGAUGCCGCUAUCGUGAAGCCCAAACAGAGCAAAAGCAGAAAUGGAUGCAUGACUUGCAAGAAAAAGCGUUUAAAAUGUGAUGAGACAAAGCCUACAUGCCAGCAAUGUGCUAAACGUAAUGUUGCUUGCGAAGGCUACAAAAAAGACUACAAGUGGCGAACUUUCGAUGAGGCCAAUGUACCUAAGACAGCGCCAAAGCCGAAGAAGAACCAUGUUCGCUCCCACUCAUUCACUCCAACCAACGCCCAGCCACGGCCUCUCACUCGCAUCCAGACGCAAGACGACCGUGUCACUGCCAUCCCAAGUUCAAGCUGGUCGCCAGGCAAUCUUCUGGACAAAGCUCAGCGCAACGAUGCCAUUCGACCAGACGAGCCGGAGGCUGAGAGUGCUGGUGUGCAACCAGAUCCGUUGACUCCAGGUCUGAGUAACCUUCCACCCUUGGAACUUCCUGAGAUCCCGAAUGACCGUCGACCCUUCUCCCUGCCGAACACCAGCCAUGUGUCUUUCGACGACGACUAUGCUGGCGGCUCGACCGGAUCCAUGGGCUCCGUUUCGCCCGAGAUUCCAGAGCUCUCGCUCCCCGGCAGCCGUUCCGGCCCUUCUCAGAGUGCGGAUCAACAGAAGUCGCCUGAAUCAUUCGAAGACCUGCUCAACAGCAACGUGUUGGACGAUACUCAGUCCCCACUCCGCACUAUCAAUCCCAACGAAGUCCAGAAUUUCGGCCCCUUCCGUCAACCAUCUCCUGCACUGUCCGAGAGCUCACGUCGCUCCGAUGCCUCCAACCAGACUCUUAUGAACUUCCCACCCACUGAUCCUCGCUCGCCGGCAAUGCUUUUCCACCGGUACGAUACCCAGACAUGUGGCAUAAUGUCGGUCAAAGACGGGCCGAACGAGAAUCCUUGGCGUAAUUUGAUCGGUUCAAUGGCAAGGAACUGCACGGCUCUUCGACACGCUGUAUAUGCCAUGACUGCCUUUCACGGGCGCCAUGAUGUCCCAGCCCUCGGCCAGCUCGGCAUAUACCACAUGCGGAAAGCUAUUCAAAAACUCCUCGGUGGUAUGGGCACCAUUCCUCUCGAUGCUCGCCUCGCCACAUCCCUUGUACUCGCCUUCUCUGACGGUUGGGAUCGCUCAGUCGUCACCGGAAUCCAGCAUCUGCGUGGCGCUCGUCCCAUGAUCGUGGACAUAAUCGCCCAGUUCCGUCACGACUUCGAGCAUGAUCAAUUGAAUCCGCGGGAUCUACACAACUGGCGCUUCCUUUGUAACACCUACAUGUACAUGGAUGUAAUGUCUCGCCUGACCAACAUGGAGCACUCCGACGACGACCUGAUUGACGACAUUGUCAAUACCGUUAAUCAGCCAUUCAACGAUCUUUUCGAGGUUGACCCACUUGUUGGCUGUGCCGUUGGCCUCUUCCCGUUACUCGGUCGGACCGUCGAUUUGUGUCAAGUUGUGCGAAGGUCCAAUAAAAUGGGCUUGACCACCAUGUCUCGAGCCAUCGAGCUCAAAGAACAACUCGAGCAGUGGCAAGCACCCAAUGGCUCCAUGUUUGAACGACCCGAUGAUCGCACCUCGGAUGUUGCGCACAGCAUUCAGACAGCGGACGCGUACCGUUGGGCGAUGCUGCUUUACCUGCAUCAGGCAGUUCCGGAGAUGCCGUGCCCACCUGUCGAAGUCCUCGCUAGGAAAGUGCUCAUGCUGCUCGCAGGUAUCCCGCGAACGAGUCGAACGAUGGUGAUUCAGAUCUUUCCUCUGUUGGCAGCGGGCUGCGAGGCGGAUUCGGAGGAGGAUCGUGAAUGGGUCACGGAUCGCUGGAACCAUAUGCGCGAAAGGCUGAGGAUCGACAAAGUCGAAACGUGUUACAAUAUUACGAUGGAGGUGUGGGCGCGCAGGGAUAUGGCUGAGGCGGAGAAGCAGGCUCGGAUGACCCGCUUUGCAAACAACAACUCUGCAAGACAACAGCCCGUGAGCAGAAGUGGCGGUCUUGACUUUAGUCCGCCAAACAUCACGCGCAGCACUUCUUCUUCGCGCAUCCAGCAGCAGCAACAACAACAGCAACAAAAUGAGGCCCUUAGUGGCGGUGGUGGUGGCAUUGCAGACGAUGGACUACUUUUUGGCUUUGAUGAUCCGCAAAGGAGCAGUCCGAUGAGCGGGAGGAGAGUUACCUUCGACAACAUGCCCAUUAUGAUACCCACGCGACCCGGGCUGAUGAAUUUUGGGAGUGGUGGCAUUGGCGGUGCCAACAACAACAGUAACAGGAGAGCAGGAGAGGAUUUCGUGGUCGAUAAACUCGAGUUCGAUUAUACAGUCAAAGGGCGGUUGCAUUGGCUGGGCGUCAUGAUGGAGCAGGACUGGGAAGGUAAGUCUUUGCUGAUUACUUUUGUACCCGCCUAUUCCUGCUCGACUUUUUUCCCUUAUGCCCAACGCUAUGCAAACAUCAUCAUGUAUAUCGCAAAUGGCUGA